AUCGCAGAGUAAAGAAUUCUCCCUCUCUCUCAGCUCACAUUGACCAUCUUCUCAGAGGAUAGACUCUCAACUCUCUUCUUUCCCCGAGGACAUCUAUGUAGGACUGACUACACAAGUGCACCUCUUAAAGUUCUAUUCCAGAAAUCCACUUGACAGACCUCUGGACAUAUAUACAGAAUGAGCGAGCAGGUGGUGACCUACUCAGAACUGAAAUUUCACACUCCUACUCAACAGCAAAGCAGACAAAGAGCUGAGACCACCAAGAACAAAGAUUCUCCUUCUCCUCUGUGGAGGCUCUUUGCAGUAAUCUUUGGAAUCCUCUGCCUGGCUUUGCUGGUAACAUCAGGGUUCUUGGGGGCUCUGGUAAGCAGAUGGCAGCAAAACUUCAGCCAGCAGCAGGGAAUUCUGGAAAAUCUUACCUGCCAGCAAAUUAUCUUGGAAAACCAAACUCGUGAGCUAGAGGAAAUCCUAGAAAACCUCACAUGGGAGAGAGAUCAUCUUCAAACCCAGAAUAUUAACUUCUUGCAGUCAAAAGGUUUCAAGUCAGUGAAAUUUACUAUGAAGGGGACUGUGUGGUUUUGGAAGAUGGCAAAGCCCAAUCCUAUGGAUGCAUAUAUCAUAAUCGUUGUGUUUGUAAGAAAAAAAGUGCUUAGUUGGAAUCUGUUUAACCAGCACAAGAAGAAACCUAGAAAUGAUGGAAUCAUACUCUAG
Messenger RNA from Trachemys scripta elegans, 711 nucleotides. Its product is annotated as killer cell lectin-like receptor 7. The record is from RefSeq and is a predicted model, not a curated record. NCBI's taxonomy places the organism in Eukaryota, Metazoa, Chordata, Testudines, Emydidae. The coding region runs from base 178 to 711 and encodes 177 amino acids. The transcript is spliced from 5 exons.